Messenger RNA from Cavenderia fasciculata, 1692 nucleotides. RefSeq lists its product as uncharacterized. Bases 1 to 1692 code for a protein of 563 amino acids. The record is from RefSeq and is a predicted model, not a curated record. The transcript has 5 exons. NCBI's taxonomy places the organism in Eukaryota, Evosea, Eumycetozoa, Acytosteliales, Cavenderiaceae.
AUGAGCAAAAGCAAAAGCAACAAUAACAACAAUAACAACAACAACAAUAACAAUAACAACACCACUACUUCUAGGAGCAGAGACACUUCAUUGGUGUAUGUUCCAUGGAUAGAAAACUAUGUGUUAUCGACAAAGUCACAACAGAUUCAGAUCAUCAAUGGUCGUAGAACAAUGGUUCAGUUGUUAACAAUGGACAAUAUAAACAAAUGCAACAACAAGAAUGCUGUGGAUACAUCUUCAUUAACACAAACUACAACGACCAGAGAUGAAGACUUGUAUCUCUCUGAUCAACAAUGUCAUAUCAAGGCUCGUUUUCAACCUAGUGCACAUACUAGUGUUGCAAAUCAUUUAGUUGGACAUGCACUUCUCAUUACAAAAGCAUCAAUUGGACUGAAUGCUUCAAGAACAGAGUUUAUAAUGAAUGUAGAAUCUUAUUCGAAACAUACUACAUCUCCACAACCAUUUAAAUCUCUACAUUUGGAUGAUGUAAAUUGUAGUACAUUGGUACUUUCUAAAUUAUUAAAGGAAUUAUUAAUGAAUCAAGUUGUGUCACCAAAAAGAAAAGAAUCUAAAAAAUUGGAUGCUGGAGAAAACCAAGAUGAAGAUCAAAUGGAUUAUACAACCAGUACGACUUCAACCACUUCAACAACUUCAACAACUUCAACAACUAAUACGAAUAUGGACCAACCAAAAUCUACUACAUCUAUCCCAACAACGGCGACGAAUGAUAUACCACCACCACCAACUACGAUACCAAAUAUUAUAUAUACAAAGAGUGAUCUAGAAUUUUAUAAAUUAGAUCCCAAGGAAAUGGUAGUGCCACCUGAUCAAUUGGAGAUUUUAGCGAAAAAGAAAUGGGGAUCAUGGGAUUUAGUUCAUGAAUUGGAAAGAUCCCAAACAAUACCAAAAAUACCAUCCACGCCUAUGGUAGAUAUGACAUUUCCAACUAAAAAACCUGCUCCAAAAACAGUUUCAUUUAAUUUACGAGCUCCUGUUAUUAAAAAAACAGAUACUACAUCAACUACAAAUAAUAAUAAUAAUCCAAAUAAUAAUAAUAAUAAUAAUCAAAAUAAUAAUACAAAUAAUAAUCCUGUAAAUAUAACCGAAAAUAACGUCAAACCAUCAUUACUAAGUGAUAAAAGAAAACUUCCAUCCUGUUUACCUAUUAGUAAACCACCUUUAACAAAACCGAUAACAUCUACAACGACAACAACAACUACAGCUAUUCAACCCGAUAAAUUCACAACAACCAUUUCAAAUGAUAUGGAUUUGAUUUUAGAAGAAGAAGAAGAACAAGACAUUUCUAAAGAUAAUCAACCAGUCAAAAAGACUAAAAAAGAUGAAAAUGAUAGUAGCAGCAGCAGUAGCAGCAGUAAAAUGAAUCUGGAUCAACCCUCAACAACGACAACAAUAACAGCAAAAAGCACAUCACCACCACUUCAAGAACAUCCAGAUUUUGUAGAGAUCUUUAUGGUUAAUGGUAAAAUUGAACAUCCUUCACCAUUGGUUAAAUUUGUACAGUCAUCAUCCAUGUCAAGCCAUCAAAAAGAUUUUGUUGUACGUACUUUGAUCAACAAUGAUAUUUUAACAUUGGAAUUUGCCUCCAAAAUGAAAGAAAGUGAUUGGGAACAAUUAAUUCCAGCAUUUGCACCAAGAAUCAUGUUGAUGGAAUUUAUUCAAAACAACAAAUAG